Sceloporus undulatus (fence lizard) is the source of this 1217-nucleotide messenger RNA. RefSeq names its product mitochondrial rRNA methyltransferase 2 (gene MRM2). Gene Ontology annotation, molecular function: rRNA (uridine-2'-O-ribose)-methyltransferase activity. Gene Ontology annotation, biological process: RNA methylation. The transcript has 3 exons. Gene Ontology annotation, cellular component: mitochondrion. The record is from RefSeq and is a predicted model, not a curated record. Bases 123 to 848 code for a protein of 241 amino acids. Lineage: Eukaryota; Metazoa; Chordata; Lepidosauria; Squamata; Phrynosomatidae.
AUGCCUCGGAUGGGGACUGAUUCUGAGGCGGAACCUUGGAGCAAGGGACUCUGUUUCCCGGGGAAACUUAAGCGGACGGACCCUUUUGGUGCAACAGAGAAAAGGGUCCCCCAUAGAUUUCCAUGGAGAGGUAUUGGAGGCUAUCAUGUCUUUUCCUGCAGUGCCAAAGGAUCCACACUGCAGUGCCACAUCUGAAAAGCAAAACAGGAACAGAGCAUCGAUGGCUGGAGCGGCAUUUCAAGGACCUCUAUGUGAAGAAAGCCAAGCAGCAGAGCUAUCGUUGCCGGAGUGCCUUCAAACUGCUGGAAAUAGAUGACAAAUACAGGAUCCUUCAUCCUGGGCUGCAUGUGCUAGACUGUGGCACAGCCCCAGGUGCUUGGGCUCAGGUUGCUGUCCAGAGAGUCAAUGCUGCUGGCUUUGAUCCAGAUGCACCUGUCGGUUUUGUUCUUGGGGUUGACCUGCUUCACAUUUCCCCUUUGGAAGGAGCUGUCUUUUUACCUCAUGCGGAUCUCACAGACCCAAGCACCCAAACGAAAAUCCAGGAGGUGCUCCCCAAAGGGAAAGCGGACGUCAUCCUGAGCGACAUGGCGCCCAACGCAACUGGGAUCCGAGAACUCGAUCACGAGAAGUUAAUCCGGCUCUGCUUGUCCCUGAUGGAUCUCGCCCCGUGCGUUUUGCGGCCCGGAGGGACCAUGCUUUGUAAGCUCUGGGAGUGUAAGGAGAGCCGUUUCCUCCAGAAGAGACUCAUGCAAGACUUCAGAGAAGUGAGAAACGUCAAGCCUCAAGCCAGCAGGAAAGAAUCGGCUGAGAUGUAUUACUUGGCAAAGCUAUACAAAUCAAGAACGUAAUGCACGGUGCGAGAAGGGCUGAUGUCCUCAGGAAUGUUUUCUGUGUACACACUGAAUAGUUGCUGUCAAGAAUGUCAAUCACUUAAGAUUGGGCCAAAAGAUGGACAUUUUUUGUGGACUGUUUUACAAAGCUUGCCUUCCAAAAUACCUUUCAUUUGUCAACUGUUUAUGAAGGUAUUAGGUCUUCCGCAUUUUCAGCUGAGCUAAAAGAUUCUUGAUCAGUCACUGGUGUCCACUUUGAGAGAUUCUCUAUAUGUUGGCUUUCACAUCCGUUUUCAAUAAAGGUCUAAAAUGCACCGUAGAAACACGCUCGUCCCUCUGCUUUUGUGGCUUUGACUUUUGCGGUUUUGAUUAUUCAUGGAUUUUAUU